AUGAUUUUCAUUGGCUACUGUAGCCAAGCCAAGGCGUAUCGGUUCCUCGAUUUGGAGACUCGACGGGUGACUAUUAGCAGAGACGCUCACUUUCUGGAACUGGGAGCGGAGAUCCGUUCAGAAGGAGAUUGCGGCUCAAAGGAUGUUGAAGUCGUGAUCGGCCGAACCGAAGAGGAUUUGAUUCCGGAAGUGGUCCCGGAUGAGGAUGAAGAAGAUAACGAAGACGGCGAUGAAUCUUUCUAUUCCGGAUCAGAUGAGCAAAGCGAUUCAGCGGGAGAUACGGACGGUGAAGCCACAGGAGGAGAAGCUAGUGGCCUACGCCGAUCGCAACGAAGCACGCGGGGUGUUCUUCCGCAGCGGCUGAACGACUAUGCAGUAGGUGAGGUUAGCCUAGCUACCUACUGCAGUGAAUAA
Messenger RNA from Ochlerotatus camptorhynchus, 414 nucleotides. RefSeq lists its product as uncharacterized. Bases 1 to 414 code for a protein of 137 amino acids. The record is from RefSeq and is a predicted model, not a curated record. The transcript has a single exon. NCBI's taxonomy places the organism in Eukaryota, Metazoa, Arthropoda, Insecta, Diptera, Culicidae.